CAGAAACUAGACACUGAAACAGCAGCUCAUUUAUAUAAAGAGAGCAAGAUGCUGUAGAGGACAUUCUGUUAAAUCAGACAUUAACAUACAGUGCAAUAAAUUCAGAAUUAUUUAUAAUGUUUUAUCCGGAAUCAUGUUAUAAAAGUGCAAAAUGGACAAUGUUCUGACAGGAACUUUGUAGGCGAGACGAUGAAGGCUCUUUGGGCAUUCAGGUGUACGUGAACUACGAGAACAGCUUAGGGGCUUCUGUCUACCGUGAGCAGUUUGAUUUCAACGCGGAGCCCCCUUGGGAUCCUAGCUGAUAGCUGGAGAGGUCGACUUCUGACCUGUCCUUUGGAUAUCGCUAGGACCCAAGAGCUCUGAGGGUUCUCAUAAAUAGGUGACCUGCUUUAUGCCAGUCAGAACAUCAGAUUACGGAUGAGUAUGAAGGGAACACUGGAUGAACCACUCUUUUCUGUUGAGCUGCUGAAAGAAAGCGCAGCUCUCCGAGAUGUGAUCGAUAAACACAUCCAUGAUCAAACUCUUGCGCUGAAGAGUGCUUUUUUUGUUGCUGACCUUGGUGUGAUCGUGCAGCAGCAAGUUCGCUGGAGAACUAAAAUGGAGCAGAUUCAGCCUUUCUACACGGUCAGGAGCAACAGCAGCCCUGUGGUUGUUGAAAUCCUGGCUGCUCUCGGAACUGGCUUUGUUUGUUCAAACAAGCAUGAGCUGGACUUGGUGAAGGGCUUUGGCGUCCCUUCUCAGGACAUCAUUCUCGGCGGCACAUGUAAACAGCUCUCCCAUAUCAAAUAUGCAGCCAAACACAACAUCUCCCUUCUGGUUUGCGAUAAUGAGGCGGAGCUGAGGAAGAUCGCACGAUGCCAUCCUAAAGCAAAGGUGUUGCUGCUGUUGACAUCAGAAAGCUGUUGUGACCGAGAGGAGACGGCCAUACCGUUCGGCUUCACGCUGAAGGACUGCAGACAUCUGCUGGAGUGUGCCAGAGAGCUCAGCCUGCAUGUUACAGGAGUCAAAUUCAACGUUCCCAGUUGUUGUCAGGAUGCACAGGCGUUUUCUCGUGCUGUUUCUGAUGCCCGCUGUGUCUUUGAUAUGGGGGAGGAGCUCGGCUUUGAAAUGAACAUUCUGGAUGUCGGAGGCGGCUUUGAUGGAAGUGAAGCACAAUUAGACAAGGUUAACCAGACGCUGAAACCCAUGCUGGACAUGUAUUUCCCUCUCUCGACUGGCUUGUCGAUCAUCGCCGAACCUGGCGCUUAUUACGUGUCAUCUGCUUUCACGCUGGCUGUGAAUGUAAUCGCUAAGAAAACAGUGGCUCGUGAUUUCGGUGGUCAACCACACAAUGCACUGUCUGCAAACGAUGAGCCUGAGUUUCUCUACUACAUGAAUGAUGGGGUUUAUGGGUCUUUUGCCAGUAAGCUGCUGUGUGAAGAUUCAAUAUCAAUGCCUUUGGCACACAAGGAGGUGAGCGCAGAAGAGCCGCUGUUCUCCAGCAGUCUGUGGGGUCCGUCUGCUGAUGAUCUGGAUCAGGUGGUGGAGCGAUGUCUGCUGCCGGAGCUCAGCGUCGGAGACUGGCUGCUUUUCAGCAACGCUGGGGCCAACAGUCUGGGGGCCACAUUAACUAACGGAGAUGAACACAAACCACCCGUCUUCUACAGCAUUGCUGAAUGCGACUGGCAAGAGGUUCAUAAUUGUGGCAUCACUUUGGAUGCUAGGAUGAAGAACUUCUCUCUGGUACCAUGCUGCUUUCAACCAAGCUUGUCUGAAGCGUCCAUUUCCACCCCGGCGUAACAAAGCCACUUAUUAACGUCUUUAUUUUGAUUGACUUUAUGCACUUAAGAACUUGGAAUCUUCUAGAAGCUUCAAUUGCUUUUAAGAAGUUUGACUGAGACCGGAGCUGAAGAAGUGUUAUUGACCAGAACAACUUCAUAGCCAUCAAAACCACAAAUAGGUGCGAUUAGCUUUAACACAUGGGCCAGUUGGCGUUUACAGAUAACGCUUAAUUAUAUUUAAGUCUGUUUUAUAAAUCUAUAUACAUAUAAUAUUUCCACUUACUAAUGGAAUCAGUCAUGCACCCAACAGGGGAAGUUAUUUAUUAAACCUCAAGUCUAGUUUCAUGACAUCAUCAGAUGCUUUAAGAAAUAUGCACUUGUUGUUAUUUGUAUUAAGAAUAUGUUGUUUAAACUGGAUAAUUGUGAUCUUCGUCCUAUUUGAACUUGCAGGAAUAGUUCAUGAGAGCACUGUGGUAUGUUUUUGUGGACAAAAUACGAACACACCUUAAAGGAAUAGUUCACCCAAAAAUGAAAAUUUGCUGUAAAUUUGCUCAUCUAAGAUUAGGAUGAGUUUGUUUCUUCAUCAGAUUUGGAGAAAUGUAGCAUUGCAUCACUUGCUCACCAAUGGAUGUGAAUGGGUGCCGUCAGAAUGAUAGUCCAAACAGCUGAUUAAAAACAUCACAAUAAUCCACAAGUAAACCACACUACUCUAGUCCAUCAGUUAACAUCUUGAGAAGACAAGAUCUAAGACGUUUUAAUCUGUGCAGAUUUCUCUCCUGAUUCAGGAAAAAAAAAUCACUGUAGGUAGCAUUGUUGAAUUGAAUUUUAGCCAGAAGCAACAGUUUGAAAAUUACUUGUGGAUUAUUGUGAUGUUUCUAUCCAGCAGUUUGGACUCUCAUUGUGACGGCACCCAUUCACUACAGAGAAUCCAUUCGUGAGCAAGUCAUGCAAUGCUUUUGAACUCUUUAACGCAAGUAUGCCAAUUCAGACACCAAGUGCAAGCGUCUGGUUUAGUUGUACAUAUUUGUACAUGCUUGCUUUUGCAAGCAAGUUUUUUAUUUUAAUGUAAGACAACAUGUGGUUGCGUUUCAUAAUGCAGUAUUGCACUAAUUUGGCAAGUGUCUGCUUACACAUACUUGUGUAGUUUGUCUCGAGCCUUUUUCUAAGCAUUGGUGUCAUGCUACGCACUAUCUCAGAAUUACACACGUGUGUUCGGUCUAGGAUGUCUCUGGUAUUGUGCAAGUAUGUCUGAGAAUGUGUCGAAGACGGCUGGAGCAAGUGCUGCUGGUUAAAGCGAGGGGAAGCUGUUAUGUUACCUGCAAGAACCAGGCAAGUGAAACUGAUGAACUGAGCAACACUGAACAGGAAUUACACAAAUAAAAUGUUUGUUCAGUGUCAGAGCAUAAACCAUAGACUGUUUGCCGUUUACAGCGUUUACCUUUUUUUGACAAAGUUUUGCUGUCAAUAAAAUGGUAUUAAAGGC
Molecule: messenger RNA, 3243 nt
Organism: Labeo rohita (rohu)
Lineage: Eukaryota; Metazoa; Chordata; Actinopteri; Cypriniformes; Cyprinidae
Gene: azin1a
Product: antizyme inhibitor 1a
Exons: 12
Coding region: 418-1779 (453 amino acids)
Biological process (GO): negative regulation of protein catabolic process; positive regulation of polyamine transmembrane transport
Cellular component (GO): cytoplasm
Molecular function (GO): ornithine decarboxylase activity; ornithine decarboxylase activator activity
Source: RefSeq, a predicted model, not a curated record